Molecule: messenger RNA, 2111 nt
Organism: Pyrus x bretschneideri (Chinese white pear)
Lineage: Eukaryota; Viridiplantae; Streptophyta; Magnoliopsida; Rosales; Rosaceae
Product: cation/calcium exchanger 2-like
Biological process (GO): monoatomic cation transport; transmembrane transport
Cellular component (GO): membrane
Molecular function (GO): monoatomic cation transmembrane transporter activity
Source: RefSeq, a predicted model, not a curated record
UCCUCUCCACAUAGAAAGAACAGAGACCUUUGAGCUUACCAAAUUCAUAAACCCUCCAUCCUUUUUAAUUUCCACCCCUUUAUAUUUGUAUAUUUUCCUGUAUUUCUUCCUAAUUUUUGGGUUUUCAUGAUCUUCUCCAAUUGCUCUGGAGCACAAUCAUAAAGGUAGAUUCAAUUUCAAUCAAUUUCUCUACUUUUCUUUUUUUUUUACUUUUAGUUGAAUUUCUCUAAUGGGCACCUUAGUUUUCUUACCAAAGUACAAAAAUUACAUAAUUUUCUUGAACAUCUCGUUUCUGCUAGUGGGAUGUGCUUUCUUGAUUGUACAUUUUGAAGCUUCAGAUUUUCCGGUUCUAAGCACUUCUGAGAUAAGCGCUUCUGGGAUUUCCAGAUUUUCUGGUUCACUAGAUUGCAAGGGUUUUCUUAGUUUAGAUGACUACAAAGCAAAGUGCUUUCACCUUAAAUCCAAAAACCCAUGUGUCUCCCAAGGCUAUAUAAACUAUCUUAAAAUUUUCUACUGCAAGUUUGGAACUUUUCCUCAAUUGGGUUAUUGCUGUAUGUUUCUUUGGCUUCUGGUUUUGUUCUAUUUGAUGGGAAACACAGCUUCUGAGUACUUCUGUUCUUCACUUGAUAGUUUAUCUAGGCUGUUAAAAUUGUCCCCAACAAUUGCUGGGGUAACUCUGCUUUCUCUUGGCAAUGGCGCCAAUGAUGUGUUUUCCAGUCUUGUUUCGUUUAUGGGUGGCGGGAAUGGCGAAAUCGGUCUUAAUACAAUUUUGGGUGGUGCUUCUUUUGUGUCGUGUGUUGUGGUUGGAAUCUUAAGCAUUUCGAUGCGCAAAAGGCGCAUUCGAGUUAACAAAUCGGACUUUGUGAGAGAUAUUUGCUUCUACCUUUUGGUCAUUGUAUGUUUGGGUGUUAUCUUGAUUCGCAAGGAAAUGGAUGUGUGGGCUGCAAUGGCUUUCUCUUCACUCUAUAUUGUCUAUGUGAUUGUGGUUUACGUUUCACACACACGUCGGAAGAAAUGCUUUGAAUUGAGCUGUAAUUCGAGCAAUGAGAGUGACUUGACUGUGCCAAUUCUUAGCAGCAUUGAAGAGGAAGAUCUCAGUGCUGCAGAGGAAGGAGCCGCGCAAGGCAGUUCUGAAGUAGUACAAGUCAAGAAAUGCUGCUGUAAUCUUAUAUCAUCAGCUUUUUUUCGCACGCUAAUUUUCAUACUUGAGCUGCCACUUUAUCUGCCCAGGAGAUUGACCAUUCCUGUAGUCUGUGAAGAAAGAUGGUGUAAGCCAUAUGCAGUUGCUUCAGUGACACUAGCACCAGUGCUUUUGUCAACACUUUGGAACCAUCAAUUUGGAAAUGUUAGCUUCAAGACAAAGCUUGCAAUCUAUAUUAUUGGAUUGGUUUUUGGAAUCACUUUUGGGAUUGCUGCUUUUUUAACAACUGAGAAGUCAAGCCCACCAAAAAAGUCCUUAGUUCCUUGGCUUACUGCGGGGUUUGUAAUGAGUAUUACCUGGAGUUAUCUUACAGCUCAAGAAUUGGUAGGGUUGUUAGUUUCAUUAGGGUACAUAUUAGGUGUGAGUCCUUCAAUUUUAGGGCUAACAGUCCUUGCUUGGGGCAACUCACUUGGAGAUUUGAUAACCAAUUUGACAAUGGCUUUGAAUGGUGGAACAAAAGGAGCUCAGAUUGCAUUUUCAGCAUGUUAUGCUGGCCCUAUCUUCAACACUCUGUUUGGAUUAGGGUUAUCGCUUGUUGGCUCAGCUUGGUCUAAAUUUCCAUCACCCGUCUUGAUACAGAGCGAUCCAUACCUCUUGGAGACGGUGUGUUUCUUGGCCAUCGGCUUGCUUUGGGCACUCGUGGUUUUACCGAGAAGAGGUAUGAGGCUUGAUGGGGUGUUGGGAGGUGGGCUUUUGGUUGUGUACAUCGGUUCCAUGUCUUUGAGGUUGAUUCAAACACUUGGGUCUGUAAAAUUUUAGCUAGUUACAAUGUAAAUAAUUACUUAACUACACGCGAUUGCUGCUUUUAUAUAGCUUAAUAUGAGGUGUUAAGUGUAAGUUGAUAAGCCUUUAGUUUCUAAUUCUUGUGUAAAGUAUAUCCUAAAGCAAUGAAAAAUAUAUGUAGAUUGAA